Messenger RNA from Tympanuchus pallidicinctus (lesser prairie-chicken), 3943 nucleotides. It is a transcript of the gene ZNF507, whose product is annotated as zinc finger protein 507. Gene Ontology annotation, cellular component: nucleus. Lineage: Eukaryota; Metazoa; Chordata; Aves; Galliformes; Phasianidae. The transcript has 8 exons. Gene Ontology annotation, biological process: regulation of gene expression. Bases 209 to 3139 code for a protein of 976 amino acids. The record is from RefSeq and is a predicted model, not a curated record.
CGCCGGUCACGUGAUACGGUCUCCAUCGUCGCCAUCUUGAAGCGGUGUCCAAGGGGGUGAAACAAGUAGGGCCAAUAUUUGCUUGUUCAGAAUUAUUACUUCGAGGGAAUGUUCCAAAUACGAACAGUGUGAGUCUGCAGGGUGAGUCUGAGUUUCCCAACAGUUAUUGAACUUUUCAAUCAUAAAGAACUCGAGUCCAAACAGUAUUAUGGAAGAAGGAAGUAGUGUUGCAGUAUUGAUGCCAAAUAUUGGAGAACAGGAGGCUGUACUGAUUUCUGAAACAGUCAUUGGCCCAACAUUGCAAAACAGUGAAGAUCAGAGAAAAUGUAAAACUGAUCCAUUAAUCCAUGUUAUCCAGAAGCUAAGCAAAAUAGUCGAAAGUGAGAAAUCACAAAGAUGCCUUUUAAUAGGGAAAAAACGUUCCCAUUCUGACGCUUCUGCACAGUCCUUUGAUACAGAUCUUUGUGAAAUCCCAGCUAAAGCAAUUGAGCUAUCUGUUAUUGCUACUAAAAAGACUGAAGACUUAAAAGCUGACUAUUUUGUAACUGAAUGUCUUCCACAAAGCAAAAAGAAGGUGACGUGCUACCAGUGCAGUCUAUGUAAAUUUCUAUCACCUUCUCUCUUAACGCUGCAAGAACAUAUAAAACAACAUGGGCAGAAAAACGAAGUGAUACUGAUGUGCUCAGAAUGCCAUUUUACUUCUAAAAACCAAGAAGAACUUGAAUCUCACUUCCAAAAUCACCAUGAGAAUGAAGGUAAAAAUAGCAUCCAGACAAACGUGCAGCAGUGUGUAAAUGCGUCAAGUUCGUUUUUGCAAGGGACAGUGGAAGGAAAUGCCAAAUCAGGGGCUGGAAAUACAGAAUGUAAAGAUACCACUCAGUCUAGUCACAUAUCUGAAAUGGGGAGGAGGAAAUGGUAUACUUAUGAGCAGUACGGCAUGUACCGAUGUUUGAUUUGUCGGUACACCUGUGGUCAGCAACGAAUGUUGAAAACACACGCUUGGAAACAUGCAGGUGAAGUUAAUUGUUCCUAUCCUAUCUUUGAGGAAGAAAAUGAAACUGCCAACUUGUCAGAGACAGCUGUAACUCAUACACCUCAUAGCAUGGAUACAGUUGUUCUUUCUUUGGAAAACAAUGAACUAGAUAUCCAUAGUGAACCUACUCUUCAGCUUCAGAUUUGCAAUUCUGAGCGACUGUCGUGCAAAUCACCAGUAGGAACAAAUGUAAAAGAGGAUGAGAUGAUAAAUCAGUCUGUAGUGCAUUCUCCUACCACAGAGGAGACUGUUUCAGAUACAGAACAGGAUAAUUUGAUAACUGAUAGCCUACUUUCAUCAGCACAGAAAAUCAUUAAUUGUAGCCCAAAUAAAGAGGGUCACGUGAAUGUAAUAGUCGAGCGUUUGCCAGGUGCUGAAGAAAGUGUCUUACAAAAGUCUUACUUGAUGAACACUGACAUUGAAACAGAAAAAAAAUUAAUCUCGGAGGAAUCCCAUGUUACCUCUGAAGAGCCCAAUGGAGUUUAUCAUUCAGGUGAAAUCCAAGAAGUAAUAAUAGGAUGGAAUAAUACUGAAAAAAAAGACAAUGAAUUAAGCUCUAUAAAAAAUGUAACAACUGAUGAAAAUGCACCUCCUGUACGAAGAAGGACAAAUUCAGAGUCCUUACGACUACACUCACUAGCUGCAGAAGCUCUUGUUACGAUGCCUAUCAGAGCUGCAGAGCUAACAAAGUCUAGCUUGAGGACUUUGACUGGGGAAGACUCUGUGGAUGCAGAUACAGGGCAGGGAGAGGCUGAUGGUCCAGGCGUGGCUCGUUCUAGAGUGGUAUCCUCACUUAAGAAUCCAUCAGAGGAGUUUUCUGGCUUAAACCAAAGUGAAUGUGCAAUAGUUGAGAUACAGAAAGAAAGGCCAGAGUUAUCAGAAGCACCAAUUAAAAUGGGCAUCAGUAUGUCUCUACUCACUGUCAUUGAAAAACUGAAGGAGAGGACAGAUCAAAAUGCUUCUGAUGAUGACAUUUUGAAAGAAUUACAAGACAACGCACAAUGCCAAAAUGCAAACGAUGCAAAUAUUCCAGGAAGUAACCUAGUAGAAUAUAUACCUAAUGUAGACCGACCCUACCGCUGUCGCCUCUGCCACUACAGCAGUGGUAAUAAGGGCUACAUAAAGCAACAUUUGAGAGUCCAUCGUCAGAGGCAGCCCUAUCAGUGUCCUAUCUGUGAACACAUUGCUGACAAUAGUAAGGAUUUAGAGAGCCACAUGAUCAACCACUGCAAAACAAGAAUGUAUCAGUGCAAGCAAUGUGAAGAAUCUUUUCAUUAUAAGAGCCAACUGCGAAGUCAUGAGAGAGAGCAACAUGGUCUUCCAGAUAUCUAUUCAACAUCCACGUCUAACAAACUAAUAGUUUCCAGUGAAGUAGAUGAAAGAGAAGGAAGUAAGUCUUCAGUUCAGAAACUGUAUAGAUGUGAUGUAUGUGACUACACCAGCACAACUUACGUUGGCGUACGAAAUCACAGACGAAUUCAUAACUCUGAUAAGCCAUACAGAUGUCGAGUAUGCGACUUCGCCACCACAAAUAUGAAUAGCUUGAAAUGCCAUAUGAGGCGUCACCCCCAGGAGCAUCAGGCAGUGCAGCUAAUGGAACAGUACAAGUGUUCUCUCUGUGGAUAUGUGUGUAGCCAUCCUCCUUCCCUGAAGUCCCACAUGUGGAAACAUGCAAGUGACCAAAAUUAUAACUACGAACAAGUCAACAAGGCUAUUAAUGAUGCAAUUUCACAAAGCAGCAGGUUUCAAGGACAGCUUCCUGACAAAACCUUAUUAGAAGGCACAGAAGAAAGUACAGUAUCUAUUCUAGGAAGUUCAGACAGCCUGGUGUCUUUUACAGAGUCUAUUAACCAGACUAAUAAUGAAAUUUCAGGUUCUGAUGAAAAUGAAAAGCCUAAUUUGAUGAAUACAUCAUGCAGUUUAGAAAAGAACUCCACUCUACCCCAUCUUGGCACAGAAUACUGUGUUCUUCUCUUCUGCUGCUGCAUUUGUGGUUUUGAGUCUACCAACAAAGAAAAUCUGCUGGGUCACAUGAAAGAACAUGAGGGUGAAAUAAUAAAUAUUAUCCUAAAUAAGGACCACAGCACAAAUCAGAACACAAUCUAGGUAAAGCAGUAAGUGGAGGAUAGGGUUUCCUAGAGUGAAUAUUUACUUUCUUUGCUAAUUUUGCCUGAGAAACUAAAGAGAAGAAUUGCAAAACUUGAUGAUUUCCCAUCUUAAGUCCUUGUUUCACUAAGAAUAUAAAAUUUUAACCAGGGAUUGAUGAAUCACUUUAGAGAUAAAUACUGAGAGCAGGGAAGAGAAUAAUCCACGUUAACCUGUUAUUUCUCUACAUGGUGCCAAGAAUGCAGGAUUGUUGCUUUUUUUCCUUUCGUUGACAGGUACUAGUCAGUAAUAAUGCAUUAGUACAGCGUGUUAAAACCCAAAGGUAUGAAAGCUUUAUAUCAUCUGAAAAGCUUUGGAGUUUUCCAAAUAUUUAGGCAAAUAACUUUUUUUACUCUCUUUUUUGAAACUGGCAUCACACCAGAUACAAAUUCACAAUAUGAUCUCAUCUAACUCAGCCUGGAUUCCGGAAGGUAGAGAGGGGAGGUGGGUGAGGACAUGUGUGUGCUUGCACAUACGCCUAGGCAUUUCAUCUUCCCAAUCUAUUUUUAAGGCUUUACAAACUCCAAGCUGUGUUUCAAAAAAGAGUGGUAUCCUGUCUGUUGAUUUAGAGCGCCAGGAGCUGAGUAGCCUAGAAGCAUUUUGCUAGUAACUGUUUCUCCAGUGGGAUCCUAAUAGAAUAUAUCUUUUUAAUUGAUUGUGUGUGAAAGAUUCUUUAUAAUAAUGACCUGCUGUAUGUUAAGGGCUUUAUUAACACAUUCAGCAGAACUAUUUAAAAAAAAACAACAACAUAGAAACAAACAAAAA